AUGUCUUCGAUCAAGAAUUCAGCUUUCAUGGACAUCGAUAAAAUCUCCAAUUCCUUUAGAAAUAUAGAUAAAGAAAAUUUUAUUACGGAAGAAAAUAGUGAACAGAUAGCGAACAAAAAAAAAUCAGAGUUACAUCAAGAUUUAUUUUGGAUGUUCAGAAUAUUGAUAAUGUUCUUUAAGCUUAUCGGUCUCGCUACAUUUGGCCACCGAAUCGUCAUAUACAAAAAGAGAACGUCAUACACAUUUCAAUAUUCCAAAUUAGGAAUCGUUUACAAUGUUGUGCUGAGUAGCUUAAUGAUAGCUUCGAACUAUAUGUCUAUACCAUUCAGACUUAAUUGGGAGUACAAGAUCAAGACGAAUUUGUCUGUAGGCAUCGCAGUUCUACAAACUGUACUUGGUACUCUGGUGAUCUGCGUGACUUUGAUUAGCUACUGCAUCAACCAGAAGUCUUAUAUGUCUAUACCAUUCAGACUUAAUUGGGAGUACAAGAUCAAGACGAAUUUGUCUGUAGGCAUUGCAGUUCUACAAACUGUACUUGGUACUCUGGUGACCUGCGUGACUUUGAUUAGCUACUGCAUCAACCAGAAGUCUUUGAUGCGGAUCGCCAAUCGAUUAAUCACCAUCGAGCACGAGAUAGAUCGUCUGUAUGAUCUAUAUUAUCCACUACGACGACAGCGUAUUCUCUGCACUAUGAUUAUCAUUUGCAUCUUGAAGAUUUGCCUUAUGACACUUCUCCUGUUCACUGAGAUUCUAACCAUUAAUACAGGCCCAGUCUCAUGGCUGACAGACGUUCUGCCGACAUUUCACGUGAGUUGGCUACUGAUACAGUACUUCCUGUUGGUGACGGUCAUUCAGACAGAUUUCGCUAAUGUGAAUCGAGCGAUACAAAGCCUCACCAGGAUCAAUACACCUGAUCUUCGACUGCAGUCUCUUUAUCAAACGCGUCGUAUCGUUGUCAAUAAUUCGACCGUUCAUCAACUGUUGCAACUGCGGGAUGUGCAUUGUCAUCUCUGUGAAAUCUCUGAGGAUGUGUCAAGUUUCUAUUCACUACCACUACUAUUCGGCAUCGUUUUUCUCUUUCUGACACUCAUAUAUAAUGGUUACUAUUUUCUCUCGUUUCUAAUGACUGAUCAUAUCUUAAAUUAUUUUUAUAAUAUUAUUAAUGUCAUCGUCUGGAUAAUAUGUGUGAUAUAUCCCAUCUCUCUCCUCACCAAUAGAAUUACCAGGAUUUUAAUCGAGAUAAAGAAAACAGGCAAUAUAGUGCAUGAUCUUUUAAACCGUGCAAUCGGGAAAGAGAUAAAAGCAGAGCUCAAGAAAUUUUCGCUUCAAUUGCUACAUCGCAAAAUACAGUUUACAGCUAACGGAUAUUUUACGCUCGAUAAUACUUUUCUGCAUUCGUUAAUUGGCACAGUGGUGACAUAUUUGGUAAUACUUGUGCAAUUUCAAAUGGGAAGCAGAAUAAUAAAUUAA
Molecule: messenger RNA, 1470 nt
Organism: Trachymyrmex cornetzi
Lineage: Eukaryota; Metazoa; Arthropoda; Insecta; Hymenoptera; Formicidae
Product: putative gustatory receptor 28a
Exons: 4
Coding region: 1-1470 (489 amino acids)
Biological process (GO): male courtship behavior; chemosensory behavior; sensory perception of taste
Cellular component (GO): axon; dendrite; membrane
Source: RefSeq, a predicted model, not a curated record